AUGACAACGGCGGGUCCGGCGAGGACGAGCUCAUUAAUGGACGAUCUCUUGGGACUCCUUAGAAUCCGCAUCAAACGUGGCGUCAAUCUCGCCGUCCGUGACAUCAAUAGCAGCGAUCCUUACGUUGUCGUCAAAAUGGGCAAACAGAAAUUGAAGACUCGUGUCAUUAACAAAGAUGUAAAUCCAGAGUGGAAUGAAGAUCUGACUCUCUCCGUCACUGACUCCAAUCUCACCGUCCUCUUGACGGUGUAUGACCACGACAUGUUUAGCAAGGACGACAAGAUGGGUGAUGCGGAGUUCGAGAUAAAGCCGUAUAUCGAGGCUUUAAGGAUGCAACUUGAUGGACUUCCUAGUGGAACCAUUGUCACCACGGUUCAGCCUAGUCGUCGCAACUGUCUAGCCGAGGAGUCACGAGUCACUUGGGUCGAUGGUAAGCUCGUCCAAGAUCUCGUUCUCAGAUUACGACACGUGGAAUGUGGAGAGGUCGAGGCUCAGCUUCAGUGGAUUGACCUCCCUGGCUCCAAGGGUCUUUGA
This is a messenger RNA of Eutrema salsugineum, 534 nucleotides long. Its product is annotated as protein C2-DOMAIN ABA-RELATED 4. The record is from RefSeq and is a predicted model, not a curated record. The coding region runs from base 1 to 534 and encodes 177 amino acids. The transcript has 3 exons. NCBI's taxonomy places the organism in Eukaryota, Viridiplantae, Streptophyta, Magnoliopsida, Brassicales, Brassicaceae.